AUGUUCCCCCAAGUUGGCCUGGAAGCGUUGAGUGGGAUCUGCGGAUCCAUCUCAAUCGCUUGCUGGGUCGUCGUUUUUUCUCCGCAAAUCAUUGAAAAUUUCCGCCGUGGCUCGGCCGAGGGUCUCUCCCUUGUUUUCCUCGUCAUCUGGCUGGCUGGUGAUAUAUUCAAUAUCCUGGGAUCCGUCUUGCAAGGCGUCUUGCCGACUAUGACCAUCCUUGCUGUAUACUACACACUCGCCGACAUCGUGCUUUUAGGCCAAUGUUUCUACUAUCGGGGUUUUACGCUGCGAGACGAAGUGUCUGUUCCUGCGACUCCCACACAUCAGGAUGUAGAAGACAAUGCCGCCAAAUCAACAGAGCGAACUUCCCUUUUGUCCCCAAAGCAAGAUGGCCAUUCCCACCAGAGCUACGCCCAGGACCAGUCCUGGAAUGGCCAGCCGACAUCUACCUCGUCAUCUCACCCACCGGGCCAUAGAAGACAUUCGGGAGCAUCAAUUCGUGAUAUACUCCACUCGUCCGUAGACGGAACACACUUGUCGCCUGCAACACCUUUUGUUGACACAACCACCAAGGAAACCCGGCCUACAGCAAGAAUAUCUACCGUUCAAGCCGUCAUUUUCAAUACGUCCGCCAUUGUGCUCGUGUGCAUUGCUGGUUUUCUGGGCUGGUACGUCAGUCAAUCAAAAGGCAGGCAUCAACCCGACAAUAGUGACGACACUGGCGUCGAAUUUAGCGCCCCGGGCCAAAUAUUCGGCUAUCUCUGCGCCGUCCUUUACCUUGGCUCUCGUUUGCCCCAAAUUCUUCUCAAUUUCCGACGCAAGUCCACAGAGGGGGUCUCGUUGCUGUUUUUCAUCUUUGCAUGUCUCGGGAACCUGACUUACGUCUUCUCUAUUCUGGCUUACACGCCUGCAUGCGAAGGUGACUUGCACAAGAAGCAUGCGGGACACUGCCAGCUUGGAGAAGCGGCGGCACUAUAUGGGAAAUAUAUCCUUGUGAAUCUAUCCUGGUUGAUUGGGAGCUUUGGGACGCUGCUACUUGACAUGGUGAUUUUUGUACAGUUCUUCUUGUACAAGGAUAAUGGGAGUGCAAUUGCCAGCUAG
Messenger RNA from Aspergillus wentii DTO 134E9, 1101 nucleotides. Its product is annotated as PQ-loop repeat-containing protein. Gene Ontology annotation, cellular component: fungal-type vacuole membrane. NCBI's taxonomy places the organism in Eukaryota, Fungi, Ascomycota, Eurotiomycetes, Eurotiales, Aspergillaceae. The transcript is spliced from 2 exons. The record is from RefSeq and is a predicted model, not a curated record. Gene Ontology annotation, biological process: basic amino acid transmembrane export from vacuole. Bases 1 to 1101 code for a protein of 366 amino acids.